AUGGAUUUCGAUCAAUUAACAGAUCAACAAAAACAACAGCUAUAUUUGCAACACUUACAACAGCAACAACUACAACAACAGCAGCAGCAAUAUUCUCAACAACAGCAAAGAGAGCCCUUUAAACAGACACAACUUCCACCACAUCAUCAACAAUAUCAAACGAAUCAAUAUGUCAACAAUAUAGCAGAUGAAAGUUAUAUGGACGAAGAUUCAACUCAAAUUAUAGAAGAACCACCAAUAAUGUUGGAAGAGCAUUCACCUGUAAGAAAUCAAAAUUUGAAUCAACAACAAAAUCAUUCAAAUUUUAUUCAAAAUCAAGUUCCAUCACCAAGAUUUGCACAAAAUAAUCAAUUUGAUACUUCAACUAAUGGUUAUAAUAAAAACGUUCAAUUUCAUUCUAUAGAUUCAAUGAAUUUUCAACCACCAAAUAAUAAUUUUACUCAACUUAAUAAUAAUUCCAAUACAAAUUUAUCAGAGAUAAGUAGUAGUACUUCAGUUGUAUCGCAAACUCAAUUAUCAUCUAAUAAUCAUGAUCUCACACCUCCACCACAUACACCUACAUCAACUAAUAUACCGAUGAGUCAACAACAACAACAUCCUCAAGCUCAGGUACAAUCACUACAUUCUACUCAGCAGCAACAACAACAACAGCAACAAUCUGCUCAAAGUUAUACAACACCACCACCUUCAAGAGGAAUACCGCAACAACAAUAUCAAUCUCAACCACAACAACCACAACAACCUCAACAACAACACCUUCAACAGCCACUUCAAACAACAAACACUACAACCUUUCAAAGACAACCUCAUUUAUUACCAACUGAAAUUCAAGAUCGUGGAAAAGCAAUAAAAUUAAGAAUGGAAAAUUUUUAUACAAUGUCAGUAAAUCAUGCAAUUGAAAGAAAUCAAAGAAGAAUGAAUAUGGAACAAAAAUUAAUUGAAGAAGGUAAUGGAGUAUCAGAAGAAAGAAAAAAUCGUCAUAUACAAAAUUAUAGUAAAAAAGAAACUCAAUUUUUAAGAUUAAGAAGAACAAAAUUAUGUUUAGAAGAUUUUGAUACUAUAAAAGUUAUUGGAAAAGGAGCAUUUGGUGAAGUUAGAUUAGUUCAAAAAAAAGAUAAUGGUCAUAUUUAUGCAAUGAAAACUUUAUUAAAAUCUGAAAUGUAUAAAAAAGAUCAAUUAGCUCAUGUUAGAGCAGAAAGAGAUGUUUUAGCAAAUAGUGAUUCUCCUUGGGUUGUUUCAUUAUUUUAUUCAUUUCAAGAUUCUCAAUAUCUUUAUUUAAUUAUGGAAUAUUUACCGGGUGGUGAUUUAAUGACAAUGUUAAUAAGAUGGCAAAUUUUUACAGAAGAUAUAACAAGAUUUUAUAUGGCUGAAUGUGUUUUAGCUUUAGAAGCUAUACAUAAAUUAGGUUUUAUUCAUCGUGAUAUUAAACCUGAUAAUAUUUUAAUUGAUAGAAGAGGUCAUAUUAAAUUAAGUGAUUUUGGUUUAUCUACUGGUUUCCAUAAAACUCAUGAUUCAAAUUAUUAUAAAAAAUUAUUAGAAGAAAAUCCAAAUCAUCCAUUACAAGCAAAUCAAUUAACUUAUAAUGGGAAUAGUACAGUAAAUGGUAGAAAUUCAAUGAUGGUUGAUGCAAUACAUUUAACAAUGUCAAAUAGACAACAAAUGCAAACUUGGAGAAAAUCAAGAAGAUUAAUGGCUUAUUCAACUGUUGGAACUCCAGAUUAUAUUGCACCUGAAAUUUUUAUUCAUCAAGGUUAUGGACAAGAAUGUGAUUGGUGGUCAUUAGGUGCAAUAAUGUUUGAAUGUUUAGUUGGUUGGCCACCAUUUUGUGCAGAAUCUCCUCAUGAAACUUAUAGAAAAAUUAUAAAUUGGCAAGAAACUUUACAAAUUCCUGAUGAUGUUCAUUUAUCACCAGAAGCAGAAGAUUUAAUUAAGAAAUUAUUAACAUCAUCUGAUCAAAGAUUAGGUAGAUAUGGAGGAGCAGAAGAAAUUAAAACUCAUCCAUUUUUUAGAGGAGUUGAUUGGGAUACUAUUAGAAAAGUUGAUGCUCCUUUUAUACCAAAAUUAAGAUCUAUAACUGAUACAAGAUUUUUCCCAACUGAUGAAUUAGAAAAUAUUCCAGAUAAUCCUGUAUUAAUUAAAGCAAUGGAACAAAGAGAAUUAGAUGCUAAAAAUGGUGGUAGAAAAAAUCCAAAAGAAGAUUUACCAUUUAUUGGUUAUACUUAUUCAAGAUUUGAUUAUUUAACUAGAAAAAAUGCUUUAUAG
This is a messenger RNA of Lodderomyces pseudojiufengensis, 2262 nucleotides long. It is a transcript of the gene CBK1, whose product is annotated as serine/threonine protein kinase. Gene Ontology annotation, molecular function: protein serine/threonine kinase activity; ATP binding. The transcript has a single exon. Lineage: Eukaryota; Fungi; Ascomycota; Pichiomycetes; Serinales; Debaryomycetaceae. Gene Ontology annotation, biological process: intracellular signal transduction; peptidyl-serine phosphorylation. The coding region runs from base 1 to 2262 and encodes 753 amino acids. The record is from RefSeq and is a predicted model, not a curated record.